AGGAAAUCCGCUUUUUGUGACUUAUCAUUGGGCAAAGACAAUCUUCUACUGAUUGGUUCCAUCGGAAAAACGUCGAUUUCCAAAUUGUCGGGUUGCCAUUGUCAAAAACACCAGGGGUAAUGCAACCCUGCAUCUGACAUGCAGCUAUUGGGUGACGCAGCAUCAUGGGAGGCCAAAAACCAUCAAAAGCCUCAUUUUCAACCACACCGACAAGUCCACCAGCAAAAGAUGGACGAUCUGGGAAUCGAACCCAGGACCUACCGCAUGCUAAGCGGUCAUUAUACCACUAAACCAAUCGCCCAACUAUGAUCUA
Molecule: messenger RNA, 313 nt
Organism: Colletotrichum godetiae
Lineage: Eukaryota; Fungi; Ascomycota; Sordariomycetes; Glomerellales; Glomerellaceae
Exons: 1
Coding region: 139-309 (56 amino acids)
Source: RefSeq, a predicted model, not a curated record